Molecule: messenger RNA, 2240 nt
Organism: Vombatus ursinus (common wombat)
Lineage: Eukaryota; Metazoa; Chordata; Mammalia; Diprotodontia; Vombatidae
Gene: SLC25A23
Product: solute carrier family 25 member 23
Exons: 11
Coding region: 28-1764 (578 amino acids)
Biological process (GO): transmembrane transport
Molecular function (GO): calcium ion binding; ATP transmembrane transporter activity
Source: RefSeq, a predicted model, not a curated record
GUUCGAGGUGGUAGCCACGGUGCAGCCAUGGCCAAGGCCAGCCCGGGCCACAGCCCCCCUGCCGGGGACCCUGAGCGAGAGCAGCGAUGGGGCCUCCUUUUCGAUGAGUUGGACAGCAACAAGGAUGGCCGCGUGGACAUUCACGAGCUGCGCCUGGGGCUGGCCCGGCUGGGUGCGAGGACCCCGGACAGCGCCGGCCAGGACAUCCUACAGGAGGGAGACGUAGACCAAGAUGGGGGCCUGACCCUUGAAGAAUUCACCCGCUACCUGCAGGAACACGAGAGACGGCUGCUGCUCAUGUUCCACAGCCUGGACCGGAACCAGGAUGGCCAUAUAGAUGCCUCAGAAAUCCAACAGAGCUUCCAAGCCUUGGGCGUUUCCAUCUCUUUGCAGCAGGCUGAAAAGAUUCUGCACAGCAUGGACCGUGAUGGGACAAUGACCAUUGACUGGCAAGAAUGGCGAGACCACUUCCUGCUACAGCCUCUGGAGAACAUGGAAGAUGUGCUGACAUUCUGGAAGCACUCAACGGUUCUGGACAUAGGUGAAUGUCUCACAGUGCCAGAUGAGUUCUCAGAACAGGAGAAGCUGUCAGGCAUGUGGUGGAAACAGCUGGUGGCAGGAGCUGUGGCGGGGGCUGUGUCACGGACGGGCACAGCUCCACUUGACAGGCUAAAGGUUUUCAUGCAGGUUCAUGCUUCCAAGACCAACCAGCUGAAUGUCCUAGGGGGGCUGCGGAGCAUGGUCAAAGAGGGUGGCAUCCGCUCUCUAUGGCGUGGAAAUGGCAUCAACGUGCUCAAGAUCGCACCUGAAUCUGCCAUCAAAUUCAUGGCCUAUGAGCAGAUCAAAUGGGCGAUUCGGGGGCAGCAGGAGACGCUGCGAGUGCAGGAACGCUUUGUGGCAGGGUCCCUGGCUGGGGCCACAGCCCAAACCAUCAUCUAUCCCAUGGAGGUGCUGAAGACACGGCUAACCCUCCGUCGGACUGGCCAGUACAAAGGACUGCUGGACUGUGCGAGGCAAAUCCUAGAACAGGAGGGGCCCAGAGCCUUCUACAAGGGCUACCUACCCAACGUCUUGGGCAUUAUCCCAUAUGCAGGAAUCGACCUGGCCGUCUACGAGACCCUGAAGAACAAGUGGCUCCAGCAGGACAGCCACCACUCAGCUGACCCAGGGAUCCUCAUCCUCUUGGCCUGCGGCACCAUUUCCAGUACCUGCGGCCAGAUCGCCAGCUAUCCCUUGGCUCUGGUCCGAACUCGCAUGCAAGCUCAGGCUUCCAUCGAGGGUGCCCCGCAGCUCACCAUGCUGGGCCUCUUCCGCCACAUCCUUUCCCGAGAGGGAGUGUGGGGCCUGUACCGAGGCAUCGCCCCCAACUUCAUGAAAGUGAUUCCAGCUGUUAGCAUCUCCUAUGUCGUCUAUGAGAACAUGAAACAGGCCCUGGGGGUUACAACCAGAGCCUGCAAGCAGCUGAUCUACCCCAACCUGGUCACUGACACUGGAUCACCGGAGGAACCUGUCCCAGGAUCUGCUCUGCAUGGCAUUGGCACUGGAUUCCCAACCUCUGGUGGAGGUGGGGAUGGUGGUGGCACUUUACCCCUACCAACCCACUGCACUGACUUGGGAAUGUUCUGGUCUUCUCCCCAACCCUCUCCCCAAACCCCUGCACUGCAAUACCACUGGGUCCCCAGGGGCAGUGCAAAUUCCCUGGGCCCUUCCCCCUAUCCCCUGGCUCCCUCCCAUGGUAGUGACACUGUUGUGCUCCAGCCCUGACUCUUCCCCUGCCACCACAGACAGAUCAGCCCAACACAUCUGUGGGGGAAUAUAGCAUGGGGGAGACAUACUAGCCAAUCCCAGCUAGAGGGAGGGGACCCCAUGGCCCCAGGCAGAGACCCUCCAGGAACCCAGAGCUGAGGAUGAACCUUCCACUAGUUUCUCUCACAUCCCUUUUUCUUUCCUUAUUUUCCCAUUCCUCAGUCUUAGGUAGGAGAUGAGUUUGAAUAGGACUGAAAAAUGACCCAGGAUAGGGCUAGGACCGCCUGCUGAGCCAUACUUAGGUCCAUGCCCCUCCCUCCAGCAUCCUCAAAACACACACAUUCCAAUUGUGCAGGAAGAUAGAAAGAGAGAGAGAGAGAAAGAAAGAAGUCUUAAAAUCACCCAACCCAGGUCUAUUUUUCUAUUGGGGUAAGGAACAGCUCUUCUCCCAACACACACACACACACACACACACACACACACACACACACACA